UUGAAGACCGUGUGAACAUGUCGCUGUAUUACUGGCUCAUUGUGGUAACCGCUUUGCCCUGCGGAUAUUUUGCACAAACAUUGAAACAGACUGUCCCAUCUAUUACCAAAAAUGUGGGUAAAAUCGCUCAAUUCAAAUGCGAAGUCGAAGGAAUAACCGUCAGUGACAAUUACCCCCUUCACUGGUACCAGCAAAAACCCGGUCAGGCACCCACCCGAAUCCUUUAUUAUGGAUCAGGCACAACGCGGGAUCCGGGAUUUGGUGAUCGGUUCAAAGCUUGGAAUUUUAACAAAAACGGAUUCUCCCUCAGAAUCGAAAAAUUACAGAAAGAGGACACGGCCACCUAUUACUGUGCGUACUGGUUAUAUACACACUGCGCGGCAUCAGCACAAUAUGGGCGUUUGGGUGAAUGUUUCUCACAGACACCGAUGUCAUAUGUGAGCAAGCUCGGUAGAAGUGUCAGAUUUAAGUGUACCCUAGACAGCGGGAGCACUGUAGUCCAUUGGUACCAGCACCGAGAGGGUCAGGCGCCCUCCAGAAUAUUUUAUUAUGACGGCAAGGUCAAUCCGGAUGGGGGAUUCGGCAGCAGGUUUAAAGCGGAUAAGCAGAACACUGUGUGCACUUUGAUAAUCAAUGAUAUCGUGAAGGAAGAUGCUGCCACUUAUUACUGCGCCUAUUGGGAUAGCACAGUGUUCAACAGAGACAGAAAUGCUUGA
Hemiscyllium ocellatum (epaulette shark) is the source of this 716-nucleotide messenger RNA. RefSeq lists its product as uncharacterized. The transcript has 3 exons. The coding region runs from base 18 to 716 and encodes 232 amino acids. NCBI's taxonomy places the organism in Eukaryota, Metazoa, Chordata, Chondrichthyes, Orectolobiformes, Hemiscylliidae. The record is from RefSeq and is a predicted model, not a curated record.